Molecule: messenger RNA, 1722 nt
Organism: Funneliformis geosporum
Lineage: Eukaryota; Fungi; Glomeromycota; Glomeromycetes; Glomerales; Glomeraceae
Source: the annotation of a GenBank genome assembly
AUGGCAUCAUCAAAUAAUGAAAAGAGUUCAAUUCAUUCAUCAAAAAGUAAUUUAUAUGGUAAUAAUGGAGGAAAUUCAUCUUUCGUUGAUGAAUCUAUGGUUGUGAAAUCAUCAUUAGAAGAUGUAGCGGCUGGUAUAACUAGGAUAGAAAACGUUUUAUUAGAUCUUACAAAACAGAUUUUCAUAUUAAAUGAUAAUAUAACAGUAUUAAUAAACCAACCACCACAGACUACUUCUUCUUCAUUAAAUGGUCAAAAAUCAAAUAACCUGCUUCACCAAGUGGAUUUACAGCAAACUGAAAUAAAAAGAAGCACUAGCAUAAGAACGUAUCACAAAGAUUCCUCCGAUACAAUUGGAAAUUUAUCUUUACAAAUUGCUACCUUGACUACCAGUGUAGCUCAAUUAAUUUCUCAAAGAAAUAGUAAUUUUAUUGCUUUUCAACCUCCGAUUCAAAGAAUUCCAAGAUGGAAUCAUGAUCCUUAUCGGAAUUCAAAUCAUCCACCUCCAAUACCACGAAUCAUAGCUCCUAGACAGGAAAGAAGUAAAUAUGUUGAUAAAGAAGUUGAUGAGGUGAUUGAAAAGUUUGAGAAUAUGAGACUAAGACCAGAAUUACUUCGUGGAAUUUUGGAUUAUGGGCUUGAUCGACCUUCAUCAGUACAGCAACGAGGGAUCCCUUUAUUAUUAAAGGGACAAGAUAUUAUUGCACAAGCAAAAACGGGACAAGAUAAAUAUUCUACAUAUUGUAUACCAAUCUUACAAAAUAUGGAAUUACAAUCAAUAAGGACGCAAGCAUUAAUUAUAACGCCAACGAAUGAAACGGCGGGACAUGUAUAUAGAUUAAUAAUGGGAUUAUCAACAUCAAUGCGUGAUUUAGAAUGUUUGCUUUGUAUAAGUGGAGGUAAUAUUGGGGAUGAUGUGAAAAAGGUGCAAAAAAGACCUCAUAUAAUAAUAGGAACACCAAAUCGAAUGUGUGACUUGGUGCAUUUGGAUGCAAUAGAUUUAUCAUGUUUAAAAAUAUUUAUUAUUGAUGAUGCUGACGUUCAAUUGGAACAAGGAUUUAAAGAUCAAGCAAUGGAAUUGAGAAGAAAUUUUCCUAUAAAGACUAUAGUUCAAACCGUCAUAUUUUGCGGAAAUGUUAAUGCUGAAAUAAUGGAAUUAACCACACCUUUACGAAUGCGCGAACCUGUUAGAAUACUUGUUAAAAAACAAGAUCAAGUGCUACAGGGGAUACGUCAUUAUUAUUUAUAUAUUGCUGUUGAAAGGAGUGAUUGGAAAUUUGAAGCUCUAAGUGAUUUAUUGGAUGGUAUGAAAACUUCAAAAAUAAUAAUUUAUUGUAAUAAAGAUAGCACCAAGGAUUCUCUAUGUUAUAAAUUAUGUGCAAGGAACUUCCAUGCCGUUGCUCUGCAUGGAGAAGUGGGUAGUUCACAAAGAAACUUAAUAUUGGAUAAAUUUAGGUUGAAUAAGGACAACAUACUUAUUACAACAGAUUUAAUAACAAAAGGGGUAGACGUUGAACAAUCAGUUCAACUGCUGAUAAAUUUUGAAUUACCCUCCAAACCUGAAGAAUAUGGGAAACGCAUUGCUAUCGUGACUGCAUCGGGAAGUAGUCGUCAAGGUGUUUCAAUAUCGUUUGUAACAUCAAAAGCCAACGAUAUGGGCAAUUUACGUUCGAUUGAAAGUUUUCAUAAAAUUAAAAUGCCCGAGGUACCGGUAAGUUUCUAA